CCAUUUCUCCUCCGUCUCCGAUCUAUCCCUUCCAAUUCCUCACUCGCCAAAGAAAUGCUCGCACGUGGAGUUAUCUCAGCCACUUUACGGUCUGCUUUCCAAUCUCCCACCAGCAAAUACUCCAUCUCCGACGGGGACCUCGAGUCCCGAGGCUUCCUCUUCCGCCGCACCAUUUCUGGACUCAACCUCGACCACCUCAACUCAGUUUUCGUGGCUGUGGGAUUCCCGAGACGGGACCCAGAGAAGAUCAAGCUGGCCUUGGAACACACCGACUCCCUGCUCUGGGUGGAGUACAGCAAGACCCAAAAGCCGGUGGCUUUUGCCAGAGCGACGGGGGAUGGCGUGUUCAAUGCUAUAAUUUGGGACGUGGUAGUGGACCCAUCGUUCCAGGGGAUCGGACUAGGAAAGGCUGUGAUGGAGCGCCUCAUGGAAGACCUUUUACAGAGAGGGAUUUGUAACAUUGCACUGUAUUCAGAGCCCCGAGUUCUAGGGUUUUACCGGCCUCUUGGGUUCGUGGCUGAUCCAGACGGGAUCCGAGGAAUGGUCUACUCCAGAAAACAGAGAAAGAAAAAGUAAAAGAACAGAUUUGAUCAUUUUUUGUGGGUUGGUUUUUAUUGACAGUUUGAUUAAUAUAAAAAUAUAAUAGAAAUGUUUUAUGUGCAGUACAAAUUGUAGAGGAUUGCACAAAGCUAACCAUUGAUGGAGGAGAGCCCUGAAAGUGGAGUCAUUUGCCCCAUCAAUUGUUGCUUUUUUGCAAUCCAGACUGCAAAAAAGCGUUCUGAAAAUAAAAUUGCUUUACAGUCUUCUGUGCGUCAAUUUAUUCUA
Rubroshorea leprosula is the source of this 825-nucleotide messenger RNA. The record is from the annotation of a GenBank genome assembly. NCBI's taxonomy places the organism in Eukaryota, Viridiplantae, Streptophyta, Magnoliopsida, Malvales, Dipterocarpaceae.